UCAACUUAUAAACACUCCCAAACACUCUAUAAAUUUGUGAUUUAUGUAAGCUGCCCUUCUUUUUUCUCCCCUCUAUUCUAGGCCUUUCUUUUUCUUAAAAAAAUAAAAAAUAAAUAAAAUUAUAGGGGAAGGUUGUGGAAUGGAGUAGGGGGUUCUUGUUCGUUUAAUAAAGUCUACGCGUUUCACCAAAAUUCUCUGCACAAUUGACAUCAGAAACGCCCUUGAAUACGAUGGCGGUGAAUCCUCAACUCUUUCCGAAUGGUAUGCCGGUACCUUUCGUCAAUGAACUCUUCGUCUUGGCCAGAGAUGGCGUCGAGUUUGAGGUCGACAAAAUCCCUGGCCUAGGAGCAGUAAAAGCAAAGGGAACAGUCUAUUUAUCGAACAUUCGUAUGGUCUUUGUUUCAAUUAAGCCUGUGGAAAACUUCAUUGCAUUUGACAUGCCCAUGCUCUAUGUCCAUGGCGAAAAGUUCAACCAACCAAUAUUUUUCUGUAAUAACAUAUCUGGACAAGUGGAUCCAGUUAUACCAGAAAAUGAAAAUAGGGCCUUGUACUCCACUCACUCGUUCAAGAUUUUAUUCAAGGAAGGUGGCUGUGGAACUUUUAUUCCUCUAUUUUUCAAUUUAAUUGCCUCAGUGAGACGAUACCACCAACAGUCUAGGGCAGAACCUAGAGUAGAUCCUCUGCAAGCAGCACAAACUCCUGUGGAUGAGAUGAUGAGACAUGCUUACGUGGAUCCUAAUGAUCCAACAAGAAUUUUCUUGCAGCAGCCUAGUACAGAAUCUCAACUCAGGCGCCGAACAUACCAGUCAACCAGCUGAAACUUGUUGCCAGUUUGUUUUUUGGACAUGUCCCUAUUCCGUCCGUCUUUGGUUGCACUCUCUUUUCAAAGUGAGAGCAAUGUAUGAUGUAUAUGCAGUCACUUGUAAUCCUAAAACGUUUGUAGGGAUUAAAUCUAUUUUGCGUGUGUAUACAAAUACUACUAAUAGACUACUACACCUAUUCUAUUUUUUGACUCUUGUUGACUUGAUAAUCAAGAAAUUUACUUCAUUCUAA
Molecule: messenger RNA, 1053 nt
Organism: Capsicum annuum
Lineage: Eukaryota; Viridiplantae; Streptophyta; Magnoliopsida; Solanales; Solanaceae
Exons: 5
Coding region: 231-818 (195 amino acids)
Biological process (GO): positive regulation of DNA-templated transcription
Cellular component (GO): nucleus
Molecular function (GO): transcription coactivator activity; chromatin DNA binding
Source: RefSeq, a predicted model, not a curated record